CUCUCUUUCUCUCUUUCUCUCUUUACUCUUUAUUUAUUAUUGUUCAUUUUUAUAAUACAAUAAUAACAAAAUGGAUCCUACAAAGCAACAUGGCAAAGUAAAAGACGAAGAAAUUGCAAACUUAUAUUCCAGUCUACAAGCUGUUAUUGAAAGACCACUUCCGAGUAACAAUAAUAAUAAUAAUAAUAAUAAUACAAAAAGUACCGAUGAGGCCAAGUUCAUUCCUCCACCUCCAUCACUACCCAUCUCACCGAGCUCCUCUUCUCCGAUCAUUCAAUUAAAGCCAGCAGCAACAACUUCACUUACCACGCCAAGAGACAGCAAUCUUGAUUGCCCUUGCCAAAAGAUUAUUGACAAACAAGAUAUCAGAUAUUGUGCUCUGUGUCGUUCAACUAUACCUAUCAUCGAAGAGCUGUUGUCCGAAAAGAAUAACCAUGAAAAUGAAAUUGCUAUACUCGAAGAGCAAUUGAAACAUGAACAAUCCAAGAUUGCUGAGCAAAUGGAAUCUAUCAAAGAACUCAACAGUCGUUUAGAGCAAGUCACCUUAGAAUUAGAUGAUAAAACAGCCAAGUUUCAAGCAUUACAAAGCGAUAUGGAAUUAUUGAAUGACAAAUACGUAGAUGAAAUCGAACGGGUAGCAGAAAUACAACAUUCAAAAGAUAUGGUUGAAAGUGAACUUGAAGAUUUAUCACGACGUCUAUUUGAAGAAGCUAACGGUAUGGUUGCUAAUGAAAAAAGAGAAAAACACAACUUGGAAAUAGCACAUAAGCACUUGGAAAAUCAACUACAAGAGACAAGAGAAAGGUUGGCAGCUGAGCAGAUGCAACUGAAAGAACUACGAAAGAGAAUGGAAGAAAUGAUGAAAAAUAAUACUAACGAAGAUAAUAAUGAUAUGCCCAAGACACCAGAUCAUGUCAAGGAUAUUACUGCUUUAUUAUCCGAAAAGAUGUCACAGCCAUUGAAUGGAAAGCAUAUCGAAAUUGAUUCACUCAUGUUGGAAGAAUUUAAAGAGUUUGUUGAAACAGGAAAAUCGGUGCCUCUUAAAAAGAUUCAUUCAAUACCAUUCAUGAAGAACUGUCAAGAAGAGGAUGUCGAAGCCUGUCUUAGAUUUGGUCCAAACUCUCGACUGUCAGCACGCAAGGUUAAUGAAGCGAUUGCAUUAAAUAGCUGCUUCAUUGAAGAGGCUCCUCAAGGGUUCGCAGAAGAACAAGCCAAGAGACUAGUAAGCGAGAACCCGUUGAAGAUCUCGGCAGCCAAAUCAAUGAUGUGGGAAAGAUUUAGUAAUAGUAAUAAUCAAACAACAGUGUUUAGUGGAUGUCAAGCAUGCGGAAGGAACGAUGGUACAGCGUUACCUUACCGCUUUAGAAUAUCUUACUUUGAUGACUGGGCAUGUAUUGAUCGAUUUUGCCGUGAUAGACUGGUGGCUGUUUGUGAAUUUUAUGUGUUGAUUAGAAAUAUAAGACAAGGCUUAUAUAGUAAUAGAAGUAUACCAGAUCUUUAUCACGAAGCUAUGCGUUUACGACUACAAAUGUUUUAUGCAAGAAUGGGUGCUUUACCAUGGACUUUGCAAACCUCAGACUCAAAUGAUGAGCCCAAGGUGAUCACCUCAGAGUCUUGUCCUCUACCAAAAACUGAAAAAGUCAUAGAUGAUAACAAUGUCCGAAGAGGAAGCUUAAAUAUCGUUCAAUCGUCUACCCAAGAAACAAAGGAUGAAGAAGAAUAAUAUACUUUUUUUCUCUUGUACAUAUUUUAUCCUAUAUUCAAAAUUAAAAAAAAAGAAGAAGCUAUCGAG
This is a messenger RNA of Rhizopus microsporus ATCC 52813, 1792 nucleotides long. RefSeq lists its product as uncharacterized. The transcript has 2 exons. Gene Ontology annotation, molecular function: guanyl-nucleotide exchange factor activity. Gene Ontology annotation, cellular component: Golgi to plasma membrane transport vesicle; cell tip. Gene Ontology annotation, biological process: exocytosis. The coding region runs from base 71 to 1723 and encodes 550 amino acids. The record is from RefSeq and is a predicted model, not a curated record. Lineage: Eukaryota; Fungi; Mucoromycota; Mucoromycetes; Mucorales; Rhizopodaceae.